UUCGUCAUUUCCCAUUGCCUUUAUUCCUACCGAGUUUUAUUCACGCGCAUCACACACUCUUACACACGCCCCCAGGUCGUGCCGAACCACGUCUGCCCGGUGCUAUUCCGCAACCUGUCGAGGUUUAACCUUCACCCUCCCCCGAUAAACCCCGAAAAGGCCGGCACCCUGCCAUCCUCGGCUUCACGUCAUCCAGACCGUGCAGAAGCAUAGCCAUUGGUGUUUGUCCUCGCGGCAUUGGAUUCCUCUCCUACCAUACUAGCACGCUUGCCAUGGCUCCGGAGCUUAGUUCCUUCGAGGCGCGGAGGCGAGCCAAUGUCGCGAACAAUGCCAAAUUGCUGAAGGACUCGGCCGAGGUCGCGGCCAAGAUGCGCAGGGCCGCGGCCCCGCCCCCGAGAACAGCCCACCCGAAGAAGAGAAAAGCGGCAGAGCCGACCCCUCGUACUCGCGUAAUGCCCACUCGUCAAAGCGCGAGACUGGCGGGGGCUGGUGCCGAGGCGAACGGUGUCGGGCUGAAGCUCGAGGACAUCCCCGCCGAAUUGAAGCCGCCCGAGUCGAAGCGCUCUCGCACAAACGCCGAUCUGAAACUCUCGAAUCUCCAGGUCGAAGGACAGAGAUGGUCAAAUACGAGCGCCCUGGCUUCGUUCGUGCAAGGCGCUCAGCCCGGCGUGAGGACAUUCACCGAGGAGGACGUCGAGGACACGUCGGACGGAGUGCUCAAGGACCUGAGGAAGGAAAUGGGCGAUCUCAAGUUGUACGAGGGUUGGCUGCCGAAUGACAUCAAGAUCACCCCUGAACGCGUAUAUGCUCUCUCGUUCCACCCCGCAAAGGAUAAACCGCUCGUCGUAGCUGGCGACAAGAAGGGCACCUUGGGAUUCUUCGACGCCUCGCAAAAGGCGCCCGACUAUCCGGAGGACGAUGAAGGAGACUUCGAGAUCCCGCUACCCGAAGUGAGCGCCUUCGAGGUGCACAGCCGGACUAUCACUUCUAUCAAGAUACCCUUGUUUGACCCUAAUUCGGUCAUCACCGGUUCCUACGACUCGUCGAUCCGCUGCUUGGACCUACAGACUCAAGUUAGCAGCCAGCUGUGGCAGCCCGACGAUGACGAGAUGGAUGUAGGCAUCUCGUGCAUCGACAUCUCGCCCGAGGCCAAAGAUACGAUCAUGUUCUCCACCCUAGAAGGAACUCUGGGCCGAUUUGAUAGGCGGGCCAAGGGCAAGGCAGACAUGUGGAGCCUCUGUGACAAUAAAAUUGGCGGGUUCUCGGUCCAUCCCCUCAUCCCUCACCUGCUCGCCACCGCGUCUCUCGAUCGGAGCUUGAAGGUAUGGGAUCUGAGGAUGAUCAAGGGCAAGGGAGAACUCCAGCACCCUUCACUUCUGGGAGAGCACCACUCCCGCCUCUCGGUAUCGCACGCGUCCUGGAGCCGCGGUGGGUAUUUGGCGACGACCUCGUACGACGAUACCGUCAAGAUCUACGACAUGUCCGAGGCGGCCAAGUGGAAGACUGGCCAGGACCUCUCCGAGGCGCAGAUGGCGCCGGCCCACACAAUACCGCACAACAAUCAGACCGGCCGGUGGGUAACCAUCCUCAAGCCGCAGUGGCAGAUCAACCCAAUCGACGGCGUGGAGAAGUUCGCCAUCGGCAACAUGAACCGGUUCGUCGACAUCUACGACAGCCGGGGCAAGCAACUCGGCCAGCUAGAUGGUGAGGGGAUCACCGCCGUGCCGGCCGUUGCGGAGUUCCACCCCGAGUUGAACUGGCUAGCCGGCGGAACCGGAAGCGGAAAACUAUGCCUCUGGAUGUGAUAUCGGUUUGGAUGUACGAUAGCUUGUGGUUUGGAAGAUGCGAGACCGGCCGGCUGAGCAUUACUUGGGAAAAAUAGAGUCGAAGGGGAAACAAAAUCGCAACCGAGCGUGUUGCGACUGGAUAUGCCUGAUCCUCGGGGCGAGGACCGGCUAGUCGAAGGGUGUUUUGAUAUGAUGUUUUGCUCGAGCAUUACUCGUCUCGGUUGUCUACACGACAGGUUACCCAAGAUAAUACGUAGGGGAGAAAAUAGAAGAAAAUUUCCUGUUACGAAACCUACUCUGGCAAAGAGGCCCCAAAUCCAGG
Durotheca rogersii is the source of this 2109-nucleotide messenger RNA. RefSeq names its product WD repeat-containing protein. Bases 273 to 1805 code for a protein of 510 amino acids. Gene Ontology annotation, molecular function: protein binding; DNA binding. Gene Ontology annotation, cellular component: nucleus. Lineage: Eukaryota; Fungi; Ascomycota; Sordariomycetes; Xylariales; Xylariaceae. Gene Ontology annotation, biological process: regulation of DNA damage checkpoint. The record is from RefSeq and is a predicted model, not a curated record. The transcript is spliced from 3 exons.